AUGAGCUUUAUCGUCAUCCAAUCAGCACCGCCGCAGCCUGAAAGGAGCUGCUUCACACCGCAUGCUUCUGCACCGCAAGGCUGCAGGGGAGGGGUGCUGCGGGGCUGCAGGGGGGCUGCUGCGGGGAGAGGGAGGGCUGCAGCCCCGCAACACCUCACCUGCACCAGGGGCCUCUGCUCCAAGGGGGACGGCCACAAUGAAGCAUCCAAGGACUCCUCCACAGAGAAGAGAAGGAAGGCGGGCAUCCUGCCCAGCCUGGAGGACCUGCUCUUCUACACCAUCGCAGAGGGCCAGGAGAAAAUCCCUGCUCACAAAUUCACCACAGCUCUUAAAGCCACGGGGCUUCGUACCGGAGACCCCCGUCUGAAAGAAUGUAUGGAGAUGCUGAAGCAGACCGUGAAGACGACCUCUGACGGAGCGCUGGACCGACACCUCUUCAAAAAGUGUGUCCAGAGCAACAUCGUUCUGCUCACCCAGGCCUUCAGGAAGAAGUUUGUCAUCCCAGACUUCCAGUCCUUCUGCGCCCACAUGGACGAGCUCUACGUCAACGCCAAGAACAUGUCUGGAGGGCAGGUGGCCGACUACAUUCCCCAACUGGCCCGCUUCAGCCCAGACCUGUGGGCCGUCUCACUGUGCACCGUGGAUGGACAGAGGCACACGGUCGGCGACACAAAGGUUCCUUUCUGUCUGCAGUCGUGUGUGAAGCCGCUGAAAUACGCCAUCGCCGUUCACGACCACGGCACCGAGUACGUUCACCGCUUCAUCGGAAAGGAGCCCAGCGGUCUGAGGUUCAACAAGCUCUUCCUCAACGAGGAAGAUAAACCACACAACCCCAUGGUCAAUGCCGGCGCUAUCGUCUGUACCUCCCUCAUUAAGCAAGGGGCGAGCAACGCUGAGAAGUUUGAUUAUGUCAUGAACUUCAUGAACAAACUGGCAGGAAACGAGUACGUCGGCUUCAGCAACGCCACUUUCCAAUCGGAGCGAGAGUCUGGAGACAGAAACUUUGCCAUCGGCUACUACCUGAAGGAGAAGAAGUGUUUUCCAGAGGGGACAGACAUGACCUCCAUCCUGGACUUCUACUUCCAGCUGUGCUCCAUCGAGGUGACCUGUGAGAGCGCCAGCGUCAUGGCGGCGACUCUGGCCAACGGCGGCUUCUGUCCAAUCACAGGAGAGCGCGUUCUGAGCCCCGAGUCGGUGCGAGACACUCUGAGUCUGAUGCAUUCCUGCGGCAUGUACGACUUCUCCGGACAGUUCGCCUUCCACGUCGGUCUGCCGGCUAAAUCCGGUGUUGCCGGUGGGAUCCUGCUGGUUGUUCCAAACGUGAUGGGCAUCAUGUGUUGGUCUCCUCCUCUGGACAAGCUGGGAAACAGCGUCAGAGGAAUCCAGUUCUGCACGGACCUGGUCUCCCUCUGUAACUUCCACAACUACGACAACCUGAGACACUUUGCUAAGAAGCUGGAUCCUCGCAGGGAGGGAGGAGACCAGAGGGUGAAGUCGGUGAUCAACCUGCUGUUUGCUGCGUACACCGGAGACGUCUCAGCCCUGAGGAGGUUUGCGUUGUCCUCCAUGGACAUGGAGCAGAGGGACUACGACUCCAGGACGGCGCUGCAUGUGGCGGCUGCUGAAGGACAUGCUGAGGUGGUUCGCUUCCUGCUGGAGGCCUGCAAAGUCAACCCAGUUCCCAAAGACAGGUGGGGGAACACGCCGAUGGAGGAGGCGGUCCACUUCGGCCACCACGACGUGGUGACCAUCCUCCGUGAUUACCACACCAAGUACAGCCCUCAGGAACCCACCGACGACAAGCAGACCGCAGAGAAGAACCUGGACGGUCUGCUCUGAUGGAGAGAAGAACCUGGACGGUCUGCUAUGAUGGAGAGAAGAACCUGGACGGUCUGCUAUGAUGGAGAGAAGAACCUGGACCGUCUGCUCUGAUGGAGAGAAGAACCUGGACCGUCUGCUCUGAUGGAGAGAAGAACCUGGACGGUCUGCUCUGAUGGAGAGAAGAACCUGGACCGUCUGCUCUGAUGGAGAGAACCGGACGGUUGUGAGUUCUGAGAAAACGUCUUAAAUCUGAUCAGAGAUUUUAUUUUAUUUAAUAACACACGUAGAGAACAGUUCAAACAUUAAGACAACCCAAACAAACUGUACAGUGAAGAAAUCCUUUAGAAACACUUAACAUUCCCUCACACACACAGGGCAGCCACACACCCCUCCAGAAUAAAAGCUCCUCCUCAUGCUACUAGAUGUUGUAUUAAUGUACGUACUGUUAGUGGGGAAAAUACUGUUAUUUCAUUUCUCCUUCUGUAUUUUAUCAGCUUUGUAACUUUGUAGGAAGUGACCAGUCGCCACGUUGAAUGCUGGGUAAAUUCAGCUGCGGCUGGUGAUUCGACAGACUCCGGUAUUUACUUUUUAACUUUUUGUUUUUAUUCUGAAAAGCUGAAAACAAGAAGCAGCAGGGCGUUUUGUUCCCUGGUUAAAAAAACCUUCAUUCAUCAUCACAACGUGGUGGAAUGUAUUUUCCCCCAAAACACUCUGAUGUCUCUGUAUGUGUGAUAUUUAUUUAUCUGUUUAAGAUAAAGUGUACAUUCAUGUAGUGAGUGUGUGUGUGUGUGUGUGUGUGUGUGUGUGUGUGUGUGUGUGUGUGUGUGUGUGUGUGUUCCUGAGACGAGUGUAAAUGAGUGUAAAUACGUGUAAGCUGUGUAAAGUCGUGGUUCCGUAGUUGAACAUCUGGUUUCAGCUUUGAUCUGGAGGUGCUUGAGGUGGAUUUCACUGAAACUCUGGAAAUUUAUAUUUAAACUGUUAAAUAUUCCGCCUUUAGAGGUCGACAUGAGUUCAAAGCUUUUUGUUUUGCUAUCUAAUAGCUGUUAUUUUUGUUUUCUGGGUCACCUUAUUUGAAUUAUUUGAUUAUUAUUUGUCUAACAUAAUAAGGAAAUAAUGUAAGCGAGUCAGCCAAAGUUCAGGUUGUUUGUUUGAAGAGUUUCUAGAUAUUAAAUAUGACACUGCCAGCGCUGAAUUACUGUAACUUUGUUUUAUAUUUUUUAAUCUUCCACUCAACAAUAGAACAAAUAUUUGGUUUCCUCAAUAUGUGAGAAAUGGUGGUGAGGAAUGUUUCUGUUUGAUGAAAUGAUGCAGCCAUUAUUAUAAUAUAUUAAUAUAUUAAGAUGUUACAUUACUGUAAUGAGAGACAAAAGUCAAAGCACUACAGCUGCUGGAUUGGUCCAAAGUUAAUACAAAAGUGGAUUAAAUCAAAUGUGUAAUCUCUCUCUGGGGCUCUUAGUUGACUAUUUAUUUAACCUUUUUGAAACAUUUUACCACAAAAUGUUAUUUUCUCGUGAGGAUUUAACUCCUGACCCAUGAUGAAGUCUUUAAACGCACCUUUUUAACCGCAAUUGACACCAAAUAACAAAUAGUUUCCUUUGUUGAGUGAACAGGUUCCUUUCAUUUCAUGCUGUAAACACUCCACUGGUGUUUAAAGGUAUUUUAAAUAUGUUUUUCAAAAUCAAGGCUUUUAGUGCAGAAAUGUGUUGACUGUGUGAUGUAUCACAUGCAUGAUGAUGGUUUGUAUUCAAACAUUGUUCCUGCAGAGGACUCAGGAAGGCCAGUCUGUUCCUACAACAGAUCUGAAACACAAACGCUAAACUGAAGGAGCUUCAUAAAGCAGACCGAUUGUUUUUUAAAAAUCUAUUGUGUGCAGAAGAAUCUGUCAUACUUGAACGGUUGUGCAGAUGUUUAGUUUUUCCAGAGGUUUUGUGUGUUUGUAGCGUGUUGGGAGUUUGGAUGUUGUUUCUGUAAAGACAAAGUGAACCGGUCGACCAACAUGUCAGCGAUAUUAACAAUCCACAGUCCCAGUCUAGUGCAUCUUAAUUCCUCCGGUCGGGAUCAGCUCAUUCAGUUUGAUUGGAAUUGUUUUUAAAAAGUAAAAAAGAAGCACAAAACUACCUUUAAAAACUGCAAUAUUCCGAGAAGCAAUUAGCAAUACGGAUGUAAUGAUUGUAGGAUUUGAUUAUCGGUUUGGAUUUGAGCUGAUCUCGACCUGCAGGCUGCCGUAGAUGUGAGGCCGUCUCUGUUUGCAGCGACUGAAGUAUUCUGAAUGUAACGUGUUUGCUGGUGUCGUUCUCUUUCUUCUUCAUGUAUAUUUAUGCUGCUGGGUGUCGCAGACAGUUCAGAUAUUUAUUCA
This is a messenger RNA of Anoplopoma fimbria (sablefish), 4177 nucleotides long. RefSeq names its product glutaminase kidney isoform, mitochondrial-like. Gene Ontology annotation, molecular function: glutaminase activity; protein binding. The record is from RefSeq and is a predicted model, not a curated record. The coding region runs from base 1 to 1839 and encodes 612 amino acids. Gene Ontology annotation, biological process: L-glutamine catabolic process. The transcript is spliced from 19 exons. Lineage: Eukaryota; Metazoa; Chordata; Actinopteri; Perciformes; Anoplopomatidae.